Xenopus tropicalis (tropical clawed frog) is the source of this 1607-nucleotide messenger RNA. It is a transcript of the gene adss1, whose product is annotated as adenylosuccinate synthase 1. NCBI's taxonomy places the organism in Eukaryota, Metazoa, Chordata, Amphibia, Anura, Pipidae. Gene Ontology annotation, cellular component: cytoplasm. Gene Ontology annotation, molecular function: GTP binding; magnesium ion binding; adenylosuccinate synthase activity. The transcript has 13 exons. The coding region runs from base 65 to 1423 and encodes 452 amino acids. The record is from RefSeq and is marked provisional. Gene Ontology annotation, biological process: AMP biosynthetic process; purine nucleotide biosynthetic process; 'de novo' AMP biosynthetic process.
GGCGGAGUUGCCAUAAGAAAGUAGCGCAGAAGCAGCGGCAGCGUUAGUCCCAGUAGCGGCGGGCAUGUCUGGCACUCGGGCAUCCAAUGACCGCAGCUCUCACCCCGGGGGGCACAAGAGACCUCGCUACGAUGUGGGGAACAAAGUGACUGUAGUGCUCGGAGCGCAGUGGGGGGAUGAGGGCAAAGGGAAGGUGGUGGAUCUCCUGGCUACCGACUCCGACAUUAUCUGCAGGUGCCAGGGAGGAAAUAAUGCUGGCCAUACUGUGGUGGUAGAAGGAAAAGAAUAUGACUUUCAUCUCUUUCCAAGUGGCAUCAUCAACCCCAAAGCCAUUUCCUUCAUUGGUAAUGGGGUAGUCAUACAUCUGCCAGGCCUCUUUGAAGAAGCAGAUAAAAAUGAAAAGAAAGGUUUAAAAGACUGGGAGAAAAGGCUAAUUAUAUCUGACCGAGCACAUAUUGUAUGUGAUUUCCACCAGGCUGUUGAUGGCCUUCAGGAGGUGCAGCGACAAGCACAAGAGGGGAAAAACAUUGGCACUACAAAAAAAGGAAUUGGACCAACAUAUUCAUCCAAAGCAUCGCGGACUGGCCUCCGAAUUUGUGACCUGCUUUCUGAUUUUGAUGAAUUUUCAGCAAGAUUUAAAAACCUGGCACAUCAGCACCAGUCUAUGUUCUCUAAUCUGGAAGUAGAUAUAGAUGGGCAAUUAAAGAAACUCAAGAUGUAUGCCGAAAAAAUAAGGCCCAUGGUACGGGAUGGAGUUUACUUCAUGUAUGAGGCUCUGCACGGCUCUCCUAAAAAGAUUUUGGUGGAGGGAGCUAAUGCUGCCUUACUUGACAUUGAUUUUGGAACUUACCCUUUUGUGACAUCCUCAAACUGUACAGUAGGCGGAGUCUGCACUGGACUUGGUAUCCCUCCACAAAAUAUUGGGGAUGUUUAUGGUGUGGUUAAGACAUAUUCUACAAGAGUGGGAAUUGGAGCCUUUCCUACUGAACAAAUAAAUGAAAUUGGUAAUCUUCUUCAGACCAGAGGCCACGAAUGGGGAGUCACAACAGGAAGGAAGCGGCGAUGUGGGUGGCUGGACCUGGUUAUUCUACGAUAUGCUCAUAUGAUCAAUGGUUUCACUGCAUUGGCACUAACAAAGUUGGAUAUUUUGGAUGUACUGGAUGAAAUUAAAGUCGGUGUGGCUUACAGGCUAAAUGGAAAGAGAAUUCCAUAUUUUCCAGCAAACCAGGAGAUUUUACAGAAAGUAGAGGUUGAGUACGAGGCCAUGCCUGGUUGGAAGUGUGAUACAACUGGAGCCCGGAAAUGGGAGGAUCUUCCCACAAGAGCACAAAAUUACAUCCGAUUUGUGGAGAACCACAUAGGCGUGCCAGUUAAAUGGGUUGGAGUUGGAAAAUCAAGAGAGUCGAUGAUUGAAUUGUUUUAAAGCACAAUCUCGUGUCUCACAUGCAACUUUGGCACCAUUUCUUAUUGAUUCCAGAACCUGCUGUGCACCUUGACAGAUGCUGUGGUAAAUAAUUAAAACAGUACAGUGGAUGGCUGACUCAGCAUUGCCUCGCUAUAAUAAACCUGCGUAACACAAAUAAAAGGAAAACCAAGAAUAACCUAAA